UGGAAGUUGAAGAGAUCAGUUUUGAGACAAGAAGAUAAAGGGGCUUUAAUGGAGAAUGUGGUCUUGGAAAAUCUUUUCAGUGAUGAGAGAGAGGCGCGGAUUCGGGGUGCGAAUGAACUCGCUAAUCUCGGUAGUAAACAGCGGCACAAACUGGCCGAGAGAGGUAUAAUUGAACCUUUGAUUUCUAUGAUUCAUUCCCAAGAUUGUGACGCCAUUGAAGCUGCUCUCUUUGCUCUCCUCAGUCUUGCCUUUGGUAGUGAAAGGAGCAAGAGCCGGAUUGUCAAGUGUGGGGCUAUACCGGCAUUGAUAAAUCUCCUUCAAUGUCAAAACAUUUCACUGAUAGAACCGGCAGUAACAGCCUUGUUGAUCCUGUCAUCUUGCAACGCAAACAAGCUUCCAAUUGCCUCAUCUGGGGCCAUUCAGAUCUUGGUUGCAUUUCUAAAUGAGGACUAUUCCAAUGACGACAACGUUAACGACAAUAUUAGUAUUGGCAUGCAAACGAAGCUUGACGCCAUAGCCACCCUCCACAACCUCUCAACAAGCCGCGAGAUUGUCCCAUUAUUGGUUUCUUCCGGUUUAGUCUUUUCCUUGCUGCAACUCAUUCAUUGCUCAGAAAAAUCGUCGGAGUAUGUAGGCAAGGCAAUUGCACUACUCGAAGACAUUGUUUCCUUGUCAAAGGACGCGCUUCAGGAAACUGCUGGCGCACCAGGCGCGAUUCAGGCGUUGGUUGAGUCGGUUGAAGACGGGUCACUGCAGUGUAGAGAGCAUGCAGUGAGAAUCUUGCUGUUUAUAUGCAAGAGCUGUAGAGAGAAAUACAGAGGACUGAUUCUGAGGGAAGGAGUAAUGCCGGGUCUGCUUCAGUUGAGCGUGGACGGAACUUGGAAAGCUAAAAGUAUGGCUGGGGAACUGUUGUUGCUUCUGAGAGAAUGCUCUAGCUAUGGUUCGAAAAAUAAACAGUCGAAGCACAAGAUGAUAGAGCAGAUUAUGCAAGAAAUUGAUGCGGAAGAAGGGGAAGCUGUAGAUACCACAACACUGAGGCUGGUGGAGAAGAUGAUUGCAAAGCUUAGUGCAUGACACAUAAAUGAUAGGCUUCCUAAUAGCGAAAAAUAGUUCUUUUUUUUUUUUUUUUGGUUUUUGUUUAUAAAAUUGGAUUUCAGCUGACUUUUUAUAAUCUAGCCUCUUUGGAAGUCUGAUUCUAGUUUUCUGAUUGUAUUUUUUGAGUUUAACAUUACCAAUUUAUGCAUUCAACGCCAGCAAGAAACAUCAUUAUUGGAACAAAAGAGACCCGCAAAUUAUCUUUUUGUAUCUCUUCUACGUAACAAAGAACAC
Morus notabilis is the source of this 1329-nucleotide messenger RNA. Its product is annotated as U-box domain-containing protein 6. Gene Ontology annotation, molecular function: protein binding. The transcript has 2 exons. Lineage: Eukaryota; Viridiplantae; Streptophyta; Magnoliopsida; Rosales; Moraceae. Bases 49 to 1074 code for a protein of 341 amino acids. The record is from RefSeq and is a predicted model, not a curated record.